Messenger RNA from Trichoderma harzianum CBS 226.95, 936 nucleotides. RefSeq lists its product as hypothetical. Lineage: Eukaryota; Fungi; Ascomycota; Sordariomycetes; Hypocreales; Hypocreaceae. The transcript has a single exon. The record is from RefSeq and is a predicted model, not a curated record. The coding region runs from base 119 to 502 and encodes 127 amino acids.
AAUUUCCCUCUGGUUUUAUAAGAUAAGCAAGAGGCCCAACGAGCAGCGGUUUUAGCACUGGGCCACCGUUUUUGACUCUGUUUUGCGGUAUGUCAUCUUACAAGCCCUUUUAAUCUCAAUGGCCCCCUUGUCCAGAAAAAAAAAGUCCGUCAUCGUUCUCGCUGCUCUGUCCAGACACGGUACUGUAAGUUGCAAGGGUGGGGAGUACACAUCCGCAGAGACGCCACGAAAAAAAAAACACCAAAGAAGCGAGCCAAUUCCCUCUUCUCCUCCCCUUCUACCCGUUCCCGUUCCCGUCCAUUCGAAAGAGAGAAACAAAUUGAGGGGAAGAAGACAACAAACACCCCCCGAAGCCGAGAGAGAGAAAAAAGAGACGAAUGACCUACUGACCCCAUUCUCUCCAGGCCCAGACAGGCAAAACGGUCCCUCCCCUGCCUGUUCACGUGUGACUCGGAAUGGCCCGCUUCAAACGAGAAAAAGACACCUCCCUCCUUUCCACUAGCAGUACGACGGCGUGGACACACAUUGCGGCGGUCCAAAUUUACCCCAACAUCGCAAGAACCCUUUCCCCCCGGGCCUGCUUCGGCGUCUGGAACCGAGACCGAUAUUAGAAGAGACCAAGUGACGAUGAGAAUUACAUACAAGGGGCCGAAAAAAAAAAGAGGGGAGAGAGAGAAGGGCGGCAAGCCAGCCGAAAAGACGGCGUCACGUCAGACAUUUCGCUUCGUUUUAUUUCUAUUCUAAACGAACAGCGAGAGAGAAAAACGUUGCGUUUGUCUGUUUUCCGCUUGGCGUCCUUUCUUCUUCUCUCUUUUUUAAGGGCCAGGGGACGAUGACGAAAUUGAAGACAAAAAACAAAGGCGAGCUAAGGAAGGGGGCGAGCGAAGCGGGCGCAUCAAGAUCGAUAAAGUGAGUCCUUUUUUUUCUUCUUUUUCC